AUGGAUUCCCAAAGGUUCCAUCAAGCAACUGGAUCGAAUGGGUGCUCCCAUGACAAAAAUGAUGCAAGAAACGUGGUGGACCUAACCUUGAAGCUUGGUUUAGGAAAUCAUGCUGGUAGAAGUCAUCGAAUAAACCUAAUCGAUUUGUUCAACACCCCAGCCCCCAUGACUACUCCUGAUCUUGCCAAUUUCAAUUUCAAUGCUGGCUCCAACACCAGUGCCAAUAAGGGGAUAAACUUUGGACCAACCAAUGGAGCUCAAGAACAUGUUGUCCUAAAUCACUUUGGCAAAGUUAACAAUGGGAUUGCUCGUGGUGGUGGUGGAGGAAGUACUGUUGCUGGUCUAAAUGCCAAUGGGAUUGCUUGUGGUGGUGGUGGCGGCGGAGGAAGUGUUGCUGGUCUAAAUGCCAAUGGGAUUGCUUGUGGUGGCGGAGGAAGUGUUGCUGGUCUAAAUGCCAAUGGGACUGCUUGUGGUGGCGGAGGAAGUGUUGCUGCUGGGAUCGAUUUUGGGAAGAUGGUCAGAGGAGACCACUCUCAAGGUGGCCAAACCUACAAGUCAGUGGCACGAGGCAAGGGGAACCAACACCCUUCAAACUUCUCAAAUCGCCUCAACCCUUUUUGGACUCCAUUGAGCACUUUGAACACUCACAUACUGUCGAAUGGCUCGUCCAGAGAUAGACAGAUUGGAAGCUCCUAUGGCUCUCGUAGGAGAGGACCAAGACGUUCACGCCAAAUUUGUUACUUCGAUCCAUAUAGAAGAUGUACAAAUUUGAACUGCAACACAAGGAAUACUCCAAUGUGGAGAAGCGGCCCCCUUGGACCGAAGUCUUUGUGUAACGCAUGCGGUAUCAAAUACAAAAAGGAGGAGGAUCGGAGGAAGGCCCGAGGAGCAACCAAUAAACGGAAUAAUAUUUAG
Molecule: messenger RNA, 915 nt
Organism: Populus trichocarpa (black cottonwood)
Lineage: Eukaryota; Viridiplantae; Streptophyta; Magnoliopsida; Malpighiales; Salicaceae
Exons: 3
Coding region: 1-915 (304 amino acids)
Biological process (GO): flower development; regulation of DNA-templated transcription
Molecular function (GO): DNA-binding transcription factor activity; zinc ion binding; sequence-specific DNA binding
Source: RefSeq, a predicted model, not a curated record